Molecule: messenger RNA, 654 nt
Organism: Penicillium soppii
Lineage: Eukaryota; Fungi; Ascomycota; Eurotiomycetes; Eurotiales; Aspergillaceae
Product: DUF4396 domain-containing protein
Exons: 2
Coding region: 1-654 (217 amino acids)
Source: RefSeq, a predicted model, not a curated record
AUGAACCAUAUACGCCACCCAAUGUUCCUUCGCCAAAGCAGGCUAGUUUUCUGGGCUACCAGCCGCUCACUCGGUGGCACCACUUGCCUUCGAGCCUGCCAUACAAAGAAAAACAAGCAGCCAAAAAGCUCCGAGCGCGAAAAUCGAACGUGUCAGAACCAGGACUCUACGACACGCUCUUCAGCCCGACCCCUUUCCGCACUCCAACUCCCCUUUUGGACUUGUAGAUCCACCUGGAGACGAGCAGGUAUCAACACCCUCCGCUGUCUGGUCGGCUGUACAGCUGGCGACUUUUCCGCACUAUGGAUUCUUCAAACCUACUGCCCUGAACUGGGCAUGGGCAGCAUCAUGGCCAUGUCUAUGGCGUCUGGUAUCACAACUUCAAUAAUCCUUGAGACGAUCCUGCUUCGUCGCGGAGCUGACCAGCUCUCUUGGUCGAGGGCUGCUCGAACCGCCAUGGGAAUGAGUAUGGUUUCAAUGCUAGCUAUGGAACUAGCAGAGAAUGCGGUCGACUAUCAUCUCACAGGCGGCAUAGUUUCAUUCGGAGAUCCACAGUUUUGGCUAGCAGCUGUCGUCUCCAUGGGUGCUGGAUAUUUGGCACCACUGCCGUAUAACUACCUACGGCUGCGGAAGUAUGGGAAAGCGUGUCAUUAA